Molecule: messenger RNA, 612 nt
Organism: Pichia membranifaciens NRRL Y-2026
Lineage: Eukaryota; Fungi; Ascomycota; Pichiomycetes; Pichiales; Pichiaceae
Exons: 3
Coding region: 1-612 (203 amino acids)
Molecular function (GO): mRNA binding
Source: RefSeq, a predicted model, not a curated record
AUGAUUUUAGUUCUCCGAGCCCUUUAUUUCCCUAAUGGAUGCUUUUGUUACAUUUCAAAGGCACCAAAAAAAAAAUACAAUUCCUACAAGGUUUCGGAUCGUCGUAUGGCGGCUGCAUUCCGCCCCAACAAAUAUCUACACAGUGAGCAAACAGCUAUCAUAGAUCCAAAUUUGGAAAGGAUAAAGACCACAAAGAAAGACAAUGAUGGUAAUGGCGAACUGAGCAAAACGGCAGUGACAAGGCAUGAUCCUAAAACCGGUAGAAUUUGGCAUGAUAAGACACUUAUUGAAUGGGAUCCAAGCCAUUACCGACUUUUUGUGGGAAAUAUUGGGAACGAUGUAGAUGAGGAUCUUCUAGUGAGCACUUUCAUUGAAUAUCCUUCCCUCUCUAAAGUCAAAGUUCCCCGUGAUGAUGUGAAAGGUGAAAAUAAGGGAUUUGCGUUUAUCAGUUUUGCCGACGCAGAUGACUAUUUGAGAUGUUACCGAGAAAAGAACGGGAAAUAUAUUGGAAGCAAACCUGUCAGCUUGGAAAGAGCAAAGACCGAGAUCGGUGAUAUAGUUGCAAUCAACAACAAAAGGCAAAACAAAAAUUAUAAGAAAGGAAGACGAUAG